GAUCAUUUCAAUGUGCACUGGACACAGAGGUACAGGUUUGUCUGGAGUAGCACUGAUGCAGGAACAGCGUUGUCAGAACUUGUCAAUAUUCAAAGCAGAGGGUUCUUGAGCGGACUGACAACAUCUUGUCUGGUAUGGUACUGAGAAGAACCUGCUGUCCAGCUGGAGAUUUCAAUGGCACAAUCGUACAGAUACCGGCGUCUUGUUUUUUCUUUUUGUUUAUUUCACUUGGUUUGUCAGACUUUUGGCUGCUCCAGGAACCGCCUGCAACACAUAGCUCCUCUUGUGAUGCUGCCACUCAUUUCUCUCCAGAUGCGCCCAUUGCUUGUGAACUGAAUCACAUCUAAAUCUGACCAUUCCUCUUGGAUGUUGAACUUGGAGCUUGCAUUUUGUUGCCAUGAAAUGUCGUCGCUCGAACCGAACGGAACCUCCAGUCACCUCAAUGAGUUUCAAAAACUGUCGUGGCGGCCCUCUGCCCGCGAUUCAGGCUCCAAGAAGCGAGCACGAUGGCUUCAGGCUCGGCGCAUCUUCUCCCCAAACGGCCUCAACCUCCGGAUCCCCUUCAGGUUCCUGAAAGAAGGACACUGCAUACCCUCUGCCCGCAGUGGACACCGCUGCGUUGCAGACAGCUCUAACCUGUAUGUGUUCGGAGGCUACAACCCCGACUUCGAGGAGGCGGGCGGGUCGGAUAAUGAGGACUACCCUCUCUUCAGGGAACUCUGGCGGUUUCAUUUCGCCACAGCCACCUGGCAGCAGAUCCGCACAGAGGGCUACAUGCCCACAGAGCUGGCGUCCAUGUCAGCUGUCUUGGAUGGCAACAACUUGCUUGUGUUUGGUGGCACCGGGAUUCCCUUUGGUGAAAACAACAGCAACGACAUCCACAUCUGCAACGUCCAGUACAGACGAUGGAACCUGCUGAACUGCAAGGGGAAGAAACCAAACAAGAUCUAUGGACAGGCGAUGGUCAUUAUAAAUGGCUACCUAUACGUGUUUGGAGGCACGACGGGCUACCUUUACAGCAUCGACCUGCACCGGUUGGAUCUGAGCACCAGGGAGUGGACCCACCUCAAGCCCAAAAACGCAAAGCGAGAUCUACCUGAUGAGAGGUACAGACAUGAGCUGGCUCAAGAUGGACAGAGGAUAUACAUUUUAGGAGGUGGAACCUCAUGGAUGUCAUAUCCAUUAGAUAAAAUUCAUGCAUAUAACUUGGAAACUAAUUACUGGGAAGAAAUUUUAACCAAACCCAAUGAAGAUACAGGUUAUCCUGCUCCUCGCAGGUGUCACAGUUGUGUUCAGGUCAAAGACGACGUGUUUAUAUGUGGAGGUUAUAACGGCGAGCUCAUCCUGUCGGACUUGUGGAAGAUAAACCUUCAGACUUUUCAGUGGACGAAGCUGCCCGCCGUGAUGCCGGAACCGGCCUACUUUCACUCCGCAGCUGUCACUCCGGCUGGCUGCAUGUACAUCCACGGCGGUGUUGUCAACAUCUCUGGGAACCAAAGGACUGCCUCUCUAUAUAAAGUGUGGCUGGUGGUGCCCAGUCUGCUGGAAAUGACCUGGGAGAAGCUGUUGAAAUCGUUCCCUCACCUGAUGCAGCUGUCCACCCUUCAGCUGCUGAGCCUGGGACUAACGCAUUCACUAAUUCAGAGGCUCAGAUAGGCUGAACACACAGACCAACCACCGGGGACGGAUGGAGACUGACACUAACGUUGGUUGUAAGUAGGUCAAAGACAGCUUGGUGCCGUUUGGCUGGGAAAAUACUUUGUUCUUUUCUGUCCGAAAUUCAAAUGUCCAUCCCAGGCAGUGAAGGAGGUGCACAUAUAAAACUUGACUUGUAAUUUAAAACCUGUGCACAUUCCUUUCUGUGUCCCAGAAAUGUGUGAAAUAUUAAGGUAAAUACAAAAAAAAAGUUCAAACAAACUAAAUAUGGCUGCAGGCAGUGUGAUUUAACAUUUUGCUGUCUUUUGGGCCCAGUGCUGAGUCUGAUGAGAUUCCUCACUUUGACCACAUUUCGCUGCAGAUGAAAUCUGCAUCUGGUUUCUACGUGUUCCCACUGAACACAAAUCUGAGAUGACAUCUAACUGGGGAAGUUAUUUAAGAUGCUAUGAUGUGUUUUGCUAUUGAGCACUUCAAACUGACAAAUAAUCCAUUGAUAAUGUUUUGCUUCUGGGAUCAGAGGAAAACCCAGCAGCCUCUUUUUAAAGGCUCACUGUGAAACUUGUGGUGCCUCUACAACCAUUUCAUUUCCUCUGGGUUCCUACGCUGCUUCCAGUACAAAAAUCCACACAUUUCCAGAUUUUUCUGCUCCAUGUUUUUAGAAUGGCAAAGCUAAGAGUGCAGUAAAGGGCUAUUCCACUACUAUUUGAGCAUCUAAUCUAAUUUGGAUCUUUUGGGACUAAAUUUAGUUCUUUAUAACACAAAGUGUGAAUUUUUAUACUUCAUUCUGUUAUGACUAAGCCAGGAGUACUUCAAAAACUUAGACUUUGUUUACUAAAACAUACAAAAGAACCAAAAUGGAUCCUUUUUGGUUCUGUUUAUUCGUUGGCAACUCAAAAAUCGAAAGUUGCCAACAAAUGUCACUCAAUUAGUGAUGGGAAACAUCUAAGACAAAAAAUAAAGGUUUCAAGAAAUAUCUUUUAAAAAAUUGUAUUUUCUGACAUUUUAAAAACUAGUAAAAAAGUCUGGAAACUGUUUGUUUUCCCUGUACUUGGUUUUCUGUUACAUUUUCAGAGGUGGAAAUAGGAACCCACUAUCUAGGUCAUGAAUUUGCACGAUAUCUACCACAGUUCUGUUAUUUUCCUUUAUGCAUUCUGUGCCUUUUUAUUCCUCAAACUUCAGAUUAUUCAAACUUUAUUUGUAUGUUUUAGAUUUUUUUUUUUAACCACGGCGACGGUGCUUCACACUUGAGCCUUCAGACACUGUUCCUGGUUCCUCAGGAGGAACUCCAGCAGACUUUACAUAAACUUUUUAAUUAUUUAUUUGAAACACUGUGCUGCUCAUUUCAUCAACUGGUGACAAGUGCUGUAUCAAUUGCCUCUUUUUUUUAUUCCUGAUCCCAUUUCCAGUUUUUGCAUUGUAACAAGCUGUAAUGUUUAUGUUCGGUCUCUCUGUAGGGGGUGUUGUGAACAGAUUUAAGCUGCUGUGUAAUUCUGCAGUCCUCGUCAGUGCGUGUGACGUACUCAGGAUAUUAAAAACUGUGAUGGGUGUGAAAUUCUCUGCAGACGAACCAAACGUAGGAAAACUUGGGAGUUAGUUGGGCGAUACUGUGUUGUUUCCAGACAGGCCUUUUAUUUGUCACCAAAUCUGUUACUGUUGAUGCUUUUGAAUUGUUUUAACCCCAUCCUCUUCUUUUUUUUGUUUUUAAUUUUGUGGCCUUAUUUAAGCUUGAAGCUCAAAAGUAUCGGCCUGAUUAAGUUUUAAUUCCGUCUGUGAAAGUGAAAUCUUGCUUGCAUAUGGUCUGCAUGUCGCUUUGUACAGAAUCCUCUGGGGAACAAAUGAAUGUCUCAUCAGAGAAAAAUAUGGCUGCGUUGUUUUGUAAAUCUUGUUCUCUGGUCUGUGCACACAAUAAAAACAGGCAGCUGUUUUUGUUUUUUUUAAGAGA
Molecule: messenger RNA, 3598 nt
Organism: Poeciliopsis prolifica (blackstripe livebearer)
Lineage: Eukaryota; Metazoa; Chordata; Actinopteri; Cyprinodontiformes; Poeciliidae
Product: kelch domain-containing protein 10-like
Exons: 11
Coding region: 367-1656 (429 amino acids)
Biological process (GO): positive regulation of stress-activated MAPK cascade
Molecular function (GO): protein binding
Source: RefSeq, a predicted model, not a curated record